AUGUGUUGGAUUCAGGAAUCCCUGAUGUUCAAGGAUGUGGCUGUGGACUUCACCCGGGAGGAGUGGAGACAUCUAGAUCCUACACAGAGGACCCUGUUCAGGGAUGUGAUGUUGGAGAAUUAUGAGAACCUUAUCUCCUUAGGGCUUCCUGUUUCCAAACUGGAUGUGAUCUCCCUGUUGGAGAGAGGAGAAGCACCCUGGAGGCCUGAGGAAAGGGGCUCACAAUGCUUCUGCCCAGGUUCCCUCAUUGAGGAGAGCAGGAUUCCAAUCAAAGAUUCUCUGCUCAUACAGGCUAUUUGUCUGGAAGAAGCCCCUAAGAAAAGAUUGCUAAAGGAUCCUGCUCAGUCUUCAAAGAUGCAAGAAGCUAAAGAAGACGAUAUUAAUUUAGAGAAACUGAAGGGCAGUCAGAGGAGACAGUCUAGACAUGUAACAAUCACUCCUAGAACAACUUUUAAUAAAUGGAAUGUGCCCACUCAGGGUUAUACACUGGGAAGAAGUUUUAGUCCAGGGUCAGUCUUGGGUCUAUUGUGGAAGGGAGGUAUGGAGAAACAUCUCUACAGAUAUAAGACACUUGAAAAGAACUUCAGAGACUUUUCAGACCUGAAUAUGUGUAAUGGAUCCUCCUUAGAGAAAAACUUGGGGAAAUGUGGCUUGUGCAGGAAACCCUUCAGUUACUGCUCAGACUUAAUUAAAUUUCAUAGAAUUCAUACAAGAAAAAGGCUUCAUGAACACAGUGAAUGUGGAAAAGCCUUUGGUAGAAGACAAAAUGGCACUGGAUAUCAGAGAACUGAUACUGGGGAAAAACUGAAAUGUACUCAAUAUGAGAAAGUCUUUAGCCACAAGGAAAUCUUGACUAAACUUAAGAAAUGUCAUACUGGAAUGAAACUGUUUGAAUGUAAUGAAUGUGGGAAGUCCUUCAGGGAAAGUAAAGUACUCAAAAGCCAUCAGAGAAUUCAUACUGGAGAAAAACCUUUUAAAUGUAAUGAAUGUGGGAAAGGCUUUAGCCAGAGAGCCAACCUUGUUAGGCAUCAGAGAACUCAUACUGGUGUGAAACCUUUCGAUUGUAAUGAGUGUGGUAAAGCCUUCAGUCAGAGGGGACAGCUCAUUUAUCAUCAGAGAAUUCAUACCGGAGAAAAGCCCUUUGAAUGUAGUAAAUGUGGGAAAUGUUUCAGCCGGAGGGCAAUCCUUAUUAUUCAUCAGAGAACUCAUACUGGAGAGAAACCCUUUGCAUGUAAUGAAUGUGGAAAAGCCUUCAGUGAGAGUAAAGUACUGAAAAGCCAUCAGAGAAUUCACACUGGAGAAAAACCCUUUGAAUGUAAUGAAUGUGGAAAAGCCUUCAGCCAGAGGAGGCUGCUCAUUUAUCACCAGAGAAUUCAUACUGGGGUGAAACCCUUUGAAUGUAAUGAAUGUGGAAAAGCCUUUAUUGAGAGUCGAGUAUUGAAAAGCCAUCAGCGAAUUCAUACUGGAGAGAAACCUUUUGAAUGCAAUGAAUGUGGCAAAGGCUUCACCCAGAGGGGCCAUCUUAUUAGACAUCAGAGAACACACACUGGAGUGAAACCCUUUGAAUGUAAUGAAUGCCAGAAAGCUUUCAGUCAGAGAGGAAACCUCAUUUGUCAUCAAAGAAUUCAUACUGGAGAAAAGCCUUUUGAGUGUAGUGAAUGUGGUAAAGGCUUUAGACAGAGGGCAGUCUUUAUCACCCAUCAGAGAACUCAUACAGGAGUGAAACCCUUUGAAUGUAAUGAAUGUGGGAAAGGCUUCAGCCAGAGAGGACACCUCAUUAGACAUCAGAGAACCCAUUCUGGAGCGAAACCUUUUAAAUGUAAUGAAUGUGGCAAAGGCUUCAGCCAGAGUGGACACCUUAUUAAACAUCAGAGGACCCAUACUGGAGCAAAACAAUUUGAAUGUGAUGAAUGUGGGAAAGUCUUUACCUGGAAGGGACAUCUUGUUUCCCAUCAGAGAACUCAUACUGGAGAGAAACCAUUUGAAUGUAAUGAAUGUGGGAAAGCUUUUAGUCUAAAGGCAAAACUUGUUAUCCAUCAGAGAACUCAUACUGGAGAGAAACCAUACCAAUGUAAUGAAUGUGGAAAAACCUUUAGCCAGAAGGCUGGUCUUAUGGUCCAUCAGAGUACUCAUACUGGAGAGAAACCAUACAAAUGUAAUGAAUGUGGAAAAACUUUCAGUGUAAAGCAAAGCCUUAUAAAACAUCAGAAAACUCACACUGAAAAGAAACAAUUUCAUUGUAAUGAAUGUGGGAAAGCUUUUAGUCGUAAGGCAACUCUUACUAUCCAUCAGAGAAUUCAUACUGGAGAGAAACCAUUUGAAUGUAAUGAAUGUGGGAAAGCCUUUAGUAAAAAGGGAAAUCUUAUUACCCAUCAGAAAACUCAUACUGGGGAGAAACCAUUUGAAUGCAAUAAAUGUGGGAAAGCCUUUAGUCAUAAAAGAAGUCUUAUUAUCCAUCAGAGAAUUCAUACCGGAGAGAAACCAUUUGAAUGUAAAGAAUGUGAAAAAACUUUUUUUGACCUUAUCAGGCAUCAGAGAACUCACACUGGAGAGAAACCAUUUCAGUGUAAUGAAUAUGGGAAAGCCUUUGGGGGUAAAACAAAUCUUAUUACCCAUCAAAGAACUCACACUGGAGAGAAACCAUUUGAGUAUAAUGAAUGUGGGAAAGCCUUUAGACAGAAGGUGCACCUUAUUUACCAUCAGAGAACUCACACUGGAGAGAAAGCAUUUCCGGACACAACUGGGGUGCACGAGGGGCGACCACCUAAGGCUCCACAGGGGGAGGGAGGGGGAACCUCGCACGCAAGAGACACGAGUCGUACAGAUGUUGGCAAGGUUCCGUUUAUUGAUUGUGCAGGCAAGGUUUAUAUAGAGAAAAAGGGGGACGGCUAUAGUUGGCGGGAGUUUUUACUGCUGUUGGACCUGCCAAGCCUGAGUCCAGGUACUGUCACGGGUACAGUUUUUACUACCUGA
Messenger RNA from Gracilinanus agilis (Agile Gracile Mouse Opossum), 2973 nucleotides. Its product is annotated as zinc finger protein 665-like. The record is from RefSeq and is a predicted model, not a curated record. Bases 1 to 2973 code for a protein of 990 amino acids. Gene Ontology annotation, biological process: regulation of transcription by RNA polymerase II. The transcript has 6 exons. NCBI's taxonomy places the organism in Eukaryota, Metazoa, Chordata, Mammalia, Didelphimorphia, Didelphidae. Gene Ontology annotation, molecular function: DNA-binding transcription factor activity; RNA polymerase II cis-regulatory region sequence-specific DNA binding.